ACGUAUGGUCUCGCGAGCGCGCAAUCGGUCAAUACAACAUUGAAAUCACUGCGCCAUCUACAGCUAAGCGUCAAAACAGUCCAGCUCUCGUCUUGGAUAGCCCUGAUGACUGCGGCUUCGUGGUUCAGUCAGCCGUCUCCGAAUCGUCUGCAUAAAAGACUGGAGGAGACGAAGACAAAGAUGGCUGAGUGAUAAUGAGACUGCCCAGCUCGGUGCUUGUCUCGGUCUCCCUGUUCACAGCUGAGACGACGGCUGCGUUAUAUCUGAGCACCACGUACCGCUCCGCUGGAGACAAAAUUUGGCAGGGCUUCACGCUGCUCUUCACGCUCCUCCCGUCAGUCCUCGUGCAGCUCACCCUGAUAUUUAUCCACCGGGACCUCAGCAGGGACCGACCUCUCGUGCUUCUGCUACAUAUACUGCAGCUGGGGCCGAUUAUCCGGUGUCUGGAAGCCUUCUGUAUCUAUGGCAGCGCGGGCACGUUCGAGGAGCCGUAUGUCACCAUCACCCGGAGGAAGCAGAUGCCCCGGGGCGGUCGGUCGGAGGAGGUGGAGCAGGAGGUGGGGCAGGCCGAGGGCAAGCUGAUCACCCACCGCGCCGCCUUCGCCCGCACCUCCGUCAUCCAGGCCUUCCUGGGCUCCGCACCGCAGCUCACCCUCCAGCUCUACAUAUGCGUUCUGCAGCAGGGGGUGUCCAUCGGUAGAGGCACACUGAUGGUCAUCUCCUUGCUGUCCAUCGUGUACGGCGCGCUCCGUUGCAACAUCCUGGCCAUUAAGAUCCGCUACGACGACUACGAGGUGGACGUGCGCCCGGGCGCGUACCUGUGCAUCUUCCUGUGGCGCAGCUUCGAGAUCGCCACGCGCGUGACUGUGCUGGUGCUGUUCAGCUCCGUGCUGCAGAUCUGGGUGCUGCCCGUGGUGCUGGUCAACUUCCUGCUCUUCACGCUGCACCCGUGGGCGCUGUUCUGGCGCAGCGGUUCGCCCUUCCCCGAGAACAUCGAGAAGACGCUGACGCGCGUGGGCACCACCAUGGUGCUGGCGCUGCUCACGUUCCUCUACGCGGGCAUCAACAUGUUCUGCUGGUCGGCCGUGCAGCUGCGACUCUGCGACCCGGACCUGAUCGACAAGGCGCACAGCUGGCGCCGCGUGGCCAGCUACUACGGCCUGCGCUUCCUGGAGAACGGCGCACUGACCCUGCUGUGGCACGCCUACCAGACGGACGUCUACCGCGCGGUGGACGAGCCGGUGCUGGCGCUGCUGCUCCUGGUGGGCUACUCGGCGGCCAUCUUCUUCAUGCUGAUGUUCUACCAGUUCUGCCACCCGUGCCGCCGGCUGUUCUCCGCCAGCGCGUCGCAGGGCGCGUGCGAGUGCUGUGGCUCCUCAUGCCUGCUCCUCCACGGGCACCACGCCGCCCAGGUAGGGCCCGUCUGCGACAAGCAGCCACACCUCACCGACGCGGACAGCCCCGGGGGGGACGGGACCUACGCCACCAACGGAGACCUCAGCCAAAGCUUCUCCAGUAACCCUUAACCCCCCCACACACACACACGCACAC
Molecule: messenger RNA, 1551 nt
Organism: Alosa sapidissima (American shad)
Lineage: Eukaryota; Metazoa; Chordata; Actinopteri; Clupeiformes; Clupeidae
Gene: xk
Product: X-linked Kx blood group (McLeod syndrome)
Exons: 4
Coding region: 195-1526 (443 amino acids)
Cellular component (GO): membrane
Source: RefSeq, a predicted model, not a curated record